AUGGCGCCCAACAAAGCUUUCGCGGCUGCAGUCGCUAUAUUCACCGUCCAAACAGCGGUUGCGCAACCCAUCGACUUUGAAGCAAAGGUUAUUGGAGGAUCCCAAGCAAACCAAUCUGAAUGGCCUUGGAUCGUUUCUCUACGCGGAGCCGGAGACCAGCAUACAUGUGGCGGAUCGCUGAUAGCACCCGACACUGUUGUCACAGCCGCCCAUUGUAGUGGCGGUCAGCCUGCCAGCCAAUUUUCAGUCCUUGCUGGGUCAAAUGAUCGCACAAGCAGUCAAGCCACUGUCGUUGGCGUGGCUAGUAUCAAGAACCACCGUGGGUUUAACGAAGAGACCCUGGUGAAUGAUAUCUCUAUUUGGAAACUGUCAACGCCAAUCAAAGCAGGCCCGACAAUCAAAUUUGUCCAGUUGCCGGAGCAGGGCCAGGACCCGGCAGCCUCAACUGCAGCAAAGUUGGCUGGUUGGGGAGUUACAAAGGACCCAAACCAACCACAGGGAGGCCAAGGUGGUCAAGGCAUUCCGCCUCAAGGCGGUCCACCACAAGGCGGCUUCCCGCCUGGGAUAUUCCCACGAGAUGCUCCGCAAGAGCCUUCCCCGAAACUAUUCUUGCCUCAGAACUUUGACCUGUCUGUUCGUGAUCCCCAAGGUCCUACUGGUCAAAAUCCCGGCUUUCCGGUUGGUCAAGAUCCCGGGUUUCCGAAUGGUCAAAAUCCCGGCUCCCCUGUUGGUCAAGAUCCCAGCUCCCCUGUUGGUCAAGAUCCCGGCUCCCCUGUUGGUCAAAAUCCCGGCUCCCCUGUUGGUCAAGAUCCCGGUUCUCAGCCGCCGCAAGGUACUCCGGAUCCUGAAGCGGAGUCGACUACGCCGCCCCAACUCUUGCGAGAAACUGCGCUUACGGUCCUUGACCGCAAUGACUGCAGUCAAGCAUACCAAGCCGCCGGGCCGCGUGCGCCCUCCAUUACUCAGGACAUGAUUUGCGCCGGUGUACCCGGAGGAGCCAAGGAUUCUUGCUUUGGAGAUAGCGGCGGUCCUCUUGUCGAUGCCAGCUCCAAAACACUGGUUGGCAUCGUUUCGUUUGGUCUUGCUUGCGGACAUCCGACUGCUCCCGGUGUUUACACCAAAGUCAGCAGCUUUCUUGACUUUAUUAAGAACCCAAGUGUCUAA
This is a messenger RNA of Cordyceps militaris CM01, 1164 nucleotides long. Its product is annotated as Peptidase S1/S6. The record is from RefSeq and is a predicted model, not a curated record. The transcript is spliced from 3 exons. Gene Ontology annotation, molecular function: serine-type endopeptidase activity. Gene Ontology annotation, biological process: proteolysis. Lineage: Eukaryota; Fungi; Ascomycota; Sordariomycetes; Hypocreales; Cordycipitaceae. The coding region runs from base 1 to 1164 and encodes 387 amino acids.